AUGGACUUUCUUCCUGAAGAGAAUACAAAGAUAGAAAAAGUUCCCCAAUGCAAUGGCACUGAGGCAACUCAGUUCAAUCUGCUGGGACUGACCAGCCGACGAGAGCUGCAGUCCAUCCAUUUUGUGGCGUUUCUCCUGAUUUACCACAUCACCAUGACAGGGAACUUUGGGUUGAUUUUAUUAAUCAGAAUUAAUCCUGGGCUGCAAACCCCUAGCUACUUUUUCCUCACCCAUUUAGUAUGCAUGGAUAUUUUUUAUUCCACUAAUGUCUCUCCUCAGAUGCUUGUCAAUUUCCUAUCUGAGAAGAAAAUCAUUUCCUAUGUGGGGUGUCUGAUCCAAAGUUUUGUUUUUGUGACUCUGCUCCUUACUGAAUAUUACAUGCUCAGUGCCAUGACCUAUGACAGGUACAUGGCAAUCUGCAGUCCCCUGUAUUACAGCAGCAGAAUGUCCAGGCCACUUUUCAUCUGCCUGGUCACUUUCCCCUCCCUCUGGAGUUCUAUGGUGGGCACAAUGCAGGUAAUAUUGAAUUCUCACUUGUCCUUUUGUGGACUCAACACUAUCAACCAUUUCUACUGUUCUGACCCUCUCCUCUUAAUGUUGACAUGUUCUGACACUUACAUAAAGCAAACGGCCCUAUUUGUGUCUGCAGGGAUUAACCUCACAGGUUCCCUACUCAUCAUCGUCGUCUCUGUUUUCAUUUUCAUCACUAUUUUGACAAUCCAUUCCAGUGAAGGGCAGCGCAAAGCCUUCUCCACCUGUGGCUUCCACCCGACGGCUGUCACUAUGUUCUAUGGGGCCCUAUUCUGCAUGUAUCUGAGACCAGCAAAUCAGCAGUCUGUUGAACAAGGGAAAAUUGUGGCCAUGUUUUGCAUUUUUCUGAGUCCCAUGCUGAAUCCAUUUAUCUACAGCCUGAGGAACAAGGAUGUGAAACAGGCUUUGAGAAGAGUGUUUAUGAGAAACCUUGGUAUAAUGGAGAAAAGUUCCAUUUGGCACUCUCCCAAAGAAUACUAA
Ceratotherium simum simum (southern white rhinoceros) is the source of this 1011-nucleotide messenger RNA. RefSeq names its product olfactory receptor 5M5-like. NCBI's taxonomy places the organism in Eukaryota, Metazoa, Chordata, Mammalia, Perissodactyla, Rhinocerotidae. Gene Ontology annotation, molecular function: olfactory receptor activity; G protein-coupled receptor activity. Gene Ontology annotation, biological process: G protein-coupled receptor signaling pathway. Gene Ontology annotation, cellular component: membrane. The record is from RefSeq and is a predicted model, not a curated record.